UAUUCAACAUUCCCUCCGCCCGAAUAUUCCAUCCCCCAACCCUAUUAAACCCUGCAUUUCGUUUCCCUUCAACCCUUCCACUCAAUCACUUACAACCAUCUUUCUGAUAAGUAUCAUCGUAAGAUGAAGUUUGAGAAGAUCCUCAAGAGCCUCAUCGAGCAGACCUUACCCAGUUGGCGUGACAAGUUCUUGUGCUACAAAAUCUUGAAGAAACAGUUGAAACUUAUGUGUUCCGAACAUGGCCAAAUUGAUGCCAACCAACUCAACCGUUUCCUUAACCUCUUGCAGCUAGAGAUCGACAAGUUUAACACUUUCUUUAUUGAAAAGGAAGAAGAAUAUGUCAUCAAAGGGAAGGAGUUGCAAGACAGAGUUAUGGAAGCCUUGGAUUUAAACGUAGACUUAAUGUCAGAAAUAGUAGAUUUUCAUGGAGAGAUGGUGUUGCUAGAGAACUACAGUGCACUCAACUACACAGGUUUGGUGAAGAUAAUAAAGAAGCACGAUAAGAAAACUGGUGCUCUACUUCGCGUGCCUUUUAUCCAAGAUGUGGUGAAGCAACCCUUCUAUGAAAUUGACGUAAUUAACAAGCUUGUGAAGGAGUGUGAGGUACUCAGCAUUCUUUUCACCAACGGUUCGUGCUCAUCGAUGGGCCAAGAUUUUAUGGAAAAUGGUUUUGGCUCAGUGAGUAUCAAUGAAAAUGAAGAGACUGUAAUGCAGGUUCCCGAUGAACUUUCUGACCUAAAAAAUAUGAAGAACAUGUAUAUCGAACUAACACUGUCAGCACUGCAUACCUUGGAACAAAUCAGGGGUAGAAACUCAAAUGAGAACAUGUUCUCAUCACCUUCUCCUCAUAACUAGCCUUUGCAAUUUCAAGAGGGUUGAAACGAAAGAUAAAAUGCACUAGAGAUAUAGCAACCUAGUAGAUAAGAAUAACAUGGAUCUUCCCGUGUUUUUUUUAUAUGUGGUUGAUAGAGAGAGACAAAAAGAUAAUGGGAAUCUCAGACACAUGAUGUGUGUUGUUGAGUCUUAGUCUCAUAUGUUUCCUGAUAUAGCAAAUUCAUCGAUGCUCUUUUCUGUGUGGAGAUCCAACUCAAUAAAUUUGAAUGGAGAACUUGUUUUACUUAUGGUAGGUAGGUGUGGUUUGAUUUUUUUUUCUUUUCCUUUGUCUGGUUUCGAUGUACAAAGUGGUUUUUCUUCAGGCUUUUGGAGGUGUUAUGAACUGAUAAGAUAUGUUCUGCUCAAUCUUCAGCCCUCAAAAUGAGGUGCAAGCAGUAUCAAUGUUUCUUGCAGAUGUAAAUUUUUAUAUGAAAUUGUAUGUUACUUGCAUGUAUGUUUAAAA
Molecule: messenger RNA, 1336 nt
Organism: Vigna unguiculata (cowpea)
Lineage: Eukaryota; Viridiplantae; Streptophyta; Magnoliopsida; Fabales; Fabaceae
Product: SPX domain-containing protein 2-like
Biological process (GO): cellular response to phosphate starvation
Source: RefSeq, a predicted model, not a curated record